This is a messenger RNA of Chelmon rostratus (copperband butterflyfish), 912 nucleotides long. Its product is annotated as endonuclease domain-containing 1 protein-like. The transcript is spliced from 2 exons. Gene Ontology annotation, molecular function: hydrolase activity; metal ion binding; nucleic acid binding. Bases 1 to 912 code for a protein of 303 amino acids. NCBI's taxonomy places the organism in Eukaryota, Metazoa, Chordata, Actinopteri, Chaetodontiformes, Chaetodontidae. The record is from RefSeq and is a predicted model, not a curated record.
AUGUCUCAGAGGAAGAUGCUGCAACUCUCAACGGGAGCUCCGUUUCUUCUCUUGCUCGGGUUUGGUGGACUGGUCCUUGGAGAGAUCAGCAACGACUUCUCCCAGUGCCUUGAUUUCUUCUACAAGAAAACUCCACCAAAGGGCAUCAGUGCAGCAGGAUACCAGCCAAUAUGCCAGCGCUACGAAAACCAGUACCACUUUGCCAGCCUGUAUCACCGUCAGCAUCGUGCACCAUUGUACUCUGCGUACUUACUCAGAAUUGCAGAUGGCAAACGGCCCAGGACUAGUUGGAAGUAUGAACCACAGUUGGUGUUUUCCCGUGCAAGCUCUGAGAUGACACCCUUCCCUACUACUGUGGACCAGAAUGUGAUCGAGAGCCAGGCGGUGGUUGAGGACUACAAGAACUCCAACUACACCAAAGGCCAUCUCAGUCCCAGCUUGCACAUGAAGACAAAAGAAGACCGCAAGUCCACCUUCACGCUGACAAACAUUGUCCCUCAGCGAGCAGGCUCCAACUCUGGCCCCUGGAAUGAUCUGGAGAACGAGGUUUUAAGAAAAUUCAAGGCCUACUGCAACGGGAAGAUGUACGUGAUCACCGGAGCCAUGCCUUAUAAGUCUGCACCACGCUGGAUCAAAAACAGGGUGUCUGUUCCUGAGUACAUGUGGUCUGCUUACUGCUGCCCGUCCUACAGUACCAGCCUUCCUGAGUCUGUGAAGCCCUUUUUCCCCACAUAUGCUGCUGUGGGAAGAAAUGAUCUUAACAGUGGAGAGGAGAUUGUGCCGGUUAAUGUCAAUGCGAGCGCCUCAGUGAGGGGCUACGAUGUGGGGCGGAUGUCUUUAGAGACUCUGGAGGGCAUCCUGGUAGAAAGGCUGGCCAUGCCUAUCAAUCUAUUUCAUGAGCAGUGUCAGUAG